AUGCACGUCGCUGUGGAUGACUCUAGCCAGUCUACAUCGACGGGCAUUGUCUUCCCCGCGGCCAAAUGGGCUCGUUUACGCCGCGUCAAACUGGAACAAGAUGUCCGAAUGGACCGGAUGCGGACGCGAUCCUGGAUCAACCUCGCACCACACUGUCGGACCAACCAAGGGACGUACACGCACGUUUGCAAUAGCAUCCAAGAUACAGUAUUCCGUGGGAACAUUCCACAUGCUCUGAAACAAGCAUCGUCCGAAGUGUUGACGUUUGAACGAGGAAUGGAACCGGCAAGCUUUUCCCGGGAGGCAAGGGAUACCAAGACGUUCCCAUCGAGUGCUUUUUCUAGCUUAUGCGUCCCAAACAUGCGAGUUCGUGCACAAGAAAGUACUACCGGUAUCUCCCUCCGUACGUCAUCCGAGCCUUCCGGCGUUGACGGUUCCGUCCACUCGGGAGACGACAAAAGCCAUACCCCAUCCGUUUCCUCCCGCCCCCUGUAUCAUCGAGCCAGUUCCCUGCAACAUCUCAGUAACCCCAGAGCGUUAAGCGCACUUUCCAAGCUUGCUCCUCGACCGUCUCCUCUCCAAAACGUACCGUCAACGACUCCCCGGUGGGUUCCGGAUCACAUUGCGGUCCCUAAUUCUCGAUAUUCGCCUUUUCCGGGAGUGGCCCUUUCCGUCGACGAUUCGAGUUCCGCCACGUCCACAGCUCCACGACUCGAGGAGGUUCACGCUCUUUUCCGUCUGGGACAUCUCAUGGUCGUGUCUUCUCAAGGAGCCAGUACUCCCGAAUGUGUUGUUGGUUCCGAAAAGGCUUUGGCGAACACGAGCACCGCUGACCCGAAAAGACCGAUUGGGAUUGGUACCGGAAACGAUUCAGCGUUCUCUUUCCUCCGACGAUGGAGCGUUUCUAGGAAUCUUUUCGUUUUGGUCUGUGUGAUCCUAUGGUACGACCGAGACUCGGGAGUAUCCUCCAAGGGCAACCUGGACCCUUCCGACAGGACGGUUGCGCUGCCAGUUCCGGAAUUGGAUGCUCCGGCUGUUUAUCUGGAAUCUACCUGUUUAGGGUUCCCGGAUCCUGGUCGGAAAAAAAUCAUCCCUGGUGAGAUCGUGCCAGCUUUCACUCAAACUAUACGAGGCAAGGAUGGCUAUACGAUAGCGAGUGCCUUUACCGAAGCGGAGGCGCAGCUCACCGCAGCCUUUGCGACUCUCUUUCAGCAAUGGGACAGCCACGAGCAAUCUAUGCUAGCCAUUGUUUUGGGCCAAGAGACUGAGCAGCAGUCGGUAGUACAGGACAUUCGCCGUGACCCACGGUUCAUGUCCGUUGUUGCUCAGCAGUGUACCGAAAUACCGGAAACAAUUCGAGCGAUCGUCCACUAUUUUGGAAACGACCACUGGGGAUUCCUUUGCAAUUGGUAA
This is a messenger RNA of Phaeodactylum tricornutum CCAP 1055/1, 1413 nucleotides long. RefSeq lists its product with no specific name. The record is from RefSeq and is a predicted model, not a curated record. The coding region runs from base 1 to 1413 and encodes 470 amino acids. NCBI's taxonomy places the organism in Eukaryota, Bacillariophyta, Bacillariophyceae, Surirellales, Neidiaceae. The transcript is spliced from 2 exons.